This is a messenger RNA of Peromyscus leucopus (white-footed mouse), 1029 nucleotides long. RefSeq names its product RAB interacting factor (gene Rabif). Gene Ontology annotation, biological process: post-Golgi vesicle-mediated transport; small GTPase-mediated signal transduction. The record is from RefSeq and is a predicted model, not a curated record. Gene Ontology annotation, cellular component: cytosol; membrane. Gene Ontology annotation, molecular function: guanyl-nucleotide exchange factor activity; zinc ion binding. The coding region runs from base 60 to 431 and encodes 123 amino acids. NCBI's taxonomy places the organism in Eukaryota, Metazoa, Chordata, Mammalia, Rodentia, Cricetidae. The transcript is spliced from 2 exons.
GGGUGAGCGCACCGAGACCGCGCGUGCGCCGUGGUGGCCCAUGCUGGGGCGGCGCGGCGAUGGAACCGGCUGAGCUGCAGAACGAGCUAGUGUCAGCCGAGGGCCGGAACCGGAAGGCGGUGCUGUGCCAGCGUUGCGGCUCUCGGGUGCUGCAGCCAGGGACUGCUCUUUUCUCUCGCCGACAGCUGUUCCUCCCCUCCAUGAGAAAGAAGCCAGCUCUGGCUGACGGCAGCAACCCGGACGGCGAUCUCCUCCAGGAACACUGGCUGGUGAACGACAUGUUCAUCUUUGAGAAUGUGGGCUUCACCAAGGACGUGGGCAACAUCAAGUUUCUGGUCUGUGCGGACUGUGAGAUCGGACCCAUUGGCUGGCACUGCCUGGACGACAAGAACAGCUUCUAUGUGGCCUUGGAGCGAGUUUCCCACGAGUGACCGAGGGGACUCCACGCCAGCUGUACAGCUCUGCCCACCUGAGCCGACGCUGAACCUGUGGUACUAAUACAAACGAUAAGCACCGGUGUUUGCCCUUGAACUUGCAGAGGGCUGUCCUGCUUCGUUCCAGCCUCAGUGCAUGCCACCCCCUUAGUCCUCUGUGCAUCACAGCUAUCCUAACCCCACCCCACCCCCCGCUUUGGAACAUGGAAGAACUCUACACGUGUCGUCUGGUCCUUGGCACUCCUGGACACCGUCCAGGGCUCCCUUCCUGCUCAGCAGGAGCAGCAAGCAACUUUUUAGCCAUGGUAACAGGAGAAAAUGCUCACUUGCUAAUAGUUGAAACUCCACCUUUUUCUCAUUCAGGAAGCCCUGUGUAAUGGGCGCACACCUGCAGUCCUGCCUCUUGGGAGGUGGAAGCAGGAAGAUCAGGAGUUCAAGGCCAGCCUCAGCUACAUAGUGAAUUCCAAGCCAGCCUGGGCUAUGUGAGACGUCUCAAAAAACAUAAAGCAUACAAGUAUUUGAGAGUGACUUCUUUGUAUGUGACCUACUUGUCUAUAGCAAUUUAUUCUUUUUAAAAGUAAAACACGUUACUUUA